This is a messenger RNA of Eriocheir sinensis (Chinese mitten crab), 3347 nucleotides long. RefSeq names its product alpha-mannosidase 2-like (gene alpha-Man-IIb). Gene Ontology annotation, cellular component: Golgi membrane. Gene Ontology annotation, biological process: mannose metabolic process; N-glycan processing; protein deglycosylation. Bases 43 to 3060 code for a protein of 1005 amino acids. The record is from RefSeq and is a predicted model, not a curated record. The transcript is spliced from 5 exons. Gene Ontology annotation, molecular function: alpha-mannosidase activity; carbohydrate binding. Lineage: Eukaryota; Metazoa; Arthropoda; Malacostraca; Decapoda; Varunidae.
UCUGACCUUGUUCCCUUUCUCUCCCCCUCCCAGGUCAUUCUGAUGCCACACUCGCACAACGACCCCGGCUGGCUCAAGACCUACGAGGAGUACUACUUCCACCAGACGAGCAAGAUCCUGCAGAACAUGAUCGAGAAGCUGCGGGUCCACACCAACAUGACCUUCAUCUGGUCUGAGAUCUCCUUCCUCUCCCUGUGGUACGAGAGGGCCCACCCGACACUGAGGCAGCAGCUGAAGGAACUCGUGUCGUCCGGGCGGCUCGAGAUCGCGACCGGCGGCUGGGUGAUGACAGACGAGGCCAACGUGCACCUUUACGCCAUGCUUGACCAGCUGAUCGAAGGUCACCAAUGGCUCUCCAACAUCCUGGGCGUGCAGCCGGUCAGCGGGUGGUCGGUGGACCCCUUCGGACACGGCGCCGCGGUGCCGUACCUCCUGCACGAGGCUGGCAUCCAGGCCACGGUGGUGCAGCGAAUCCACUACGCCUGGAAGCAGUGGUUGGCGGAGCAGCAGCUCGGGGACUUCAUGUGGCGCCAAGUGUGGGACUCGAAAGGGGAAAGCGACAUACUGUGCCACAACCGACCCUACGACAUCUACUCCAUCAAGCACUCGUGUGGCCCCCACCCGCAGAUCUGCCUGGGUUAUGAUUUCCGCAAGGUGCCAGGGGAGUACACCGAGUACACCAUCAAGUCGGUUCCUAUCGACGACCACAACGUCAAGAAAAAAGCAGAACUCUUGCUGGAGCAGUACGGGAGGACGGGCUCGCUCUACCCUCACAAUGUCGUCCUCGUUCCUAUCGGGGACGACUUCCGUUACGACCAUGCCUCGGAAUGGGACCAGCAGUACUCCAGCUACCACCGCCUCCUGACAUUCAUCAACAACGACCCGCGUUACCACGCCACGGUGCAGUUCGGCACGCUGCGGGACUACUUCGCUGAGGUACAGAACCGCAUGCGCGACUACCCGACCCUCCAGGGCGACUUCUUCGUGUACAGUGACAUUUUCAGCGAGGGCCGCCCAGCGUACUGGAGCGGCUACUAUACCACACGACCAUACUGGAAGGUGCUCGACCGACAGUUGGAAGCAUCAUUACGUUCGGCCGAGAUCCUGUACAGUUGGUCGUAUGCGUGGGCAGUGCAGGAAGGUCAAGCGCGCGUUGUCCAGCUAUUAGAGAAAGACUAUGAGAAGCUGGUAAGAGCCAGGCGGGCACUGGCACUGUUCCAGCACCACGACGCCAUCACCGGCACCUCCAAGGCGUACGUCAUGCAUGAUUACGCUGUCAAGCUGCACGAAAGUCUGCACGACACGCUGGCCCUGGCGGGGCAGGCAGCCGAGGCACUGCUUCUCACGCCUGCCGCCAUGGCUGCUCUGGACCACCGCGCCGCGCCGCUCCACCACCUUCAUCCAGACUUCGAGAGGUCUACCUACGAACGUCUGCCCCACAAACUGCCCCUAACGGUGCCGCGCAGCAAGCCACGACUCGUAGUGAUGUUCAACUCACUGGCGCAGCGCCGCUUCGAGGUGAUCAAAGUGCUGGUGUCGUCCCUGGACGUGCGGGUCACCGACGAGCACGGCCAUGACGUGCCCGUGCAGAUCAACCCGGUGUGGAACGACACCGGUAACGGCAUGGUGAUCCUUGACAAUCAGUUUGAACUUCUCUUCGUGGCUGACCUGCCUGCGCUGAGCGUGGUGACUUAUGGCAUCCACCAGACGGCCCACCCCUCCACCGACAAUCGGGCCUCUGUGUACUCCAACAACUACGCACCGGCACCAGACCCGAAUUACUCGCCGCCCUUUGAGACGCACGACGUGCUGCCGGGAGACAUCCAGCUGGAAAGUGACCAUCUCAAGCUGUUGUUCGACGGCACCACUGGCAUGCUGCGCUCCAUCACGGACAAGCCGAGUGGUCGCGUGACGCAGGCCGCAGUGCGCUACGCCGCUUACCCCUCAGCACAGUUCAAAUCUGGCGCAUAUCUCUUCAAGCCAGAUCCCAACGCCCGAGAACCAGAAGAGGACGUGCUGGCCGGUGCCAAGCCGCGGCUGUUCAUCCAUUCGGGUCCCGUGGCAUCAGAGCUUAGUGUUAUGUUUGGCUCUGUUCUCAUGCACUCCACACGCAUCCUGCACGUGGCCCACCGCCCGCUAGCCUCGGCUGUCUACAUGGAGAACCUCUUCAACUUGGGUGGGCGGUACAACAGCUCAGAGACCCCAGGCUUCCCACCGCAUUUCAGAGAGACGGAGAUGUUCAUGCGUAUCAUGACGGACAUCGACAACGGAGCUGAACCAACCUUCUACACCGACCAGAGUGGUCUGCACAUGCAGAAGCGCGUCAGGGUACAGCGCAUAGGAAUUCAAGGGAAUUAUUUCCCCAUCACUUCGGCUGCCAUGAUCGAAGACGGCGCCGGGCCAGGCCGCCGCCUCACCCUCCUCACCGACCACGCCGCGGGCGCUGCCUCGUGGCAGCAGGGAUGGCUUGAGGUUAUGGUAGAACGCCGUACCUUCUACGACGACGCACGGGGCAUGGGUGAGGGCGUCACUGACCAGAAACGCACCCUUGGCCGCUACUGGUUAAUGCUCGAAGAAACCCGCAGCCCAGAGCCCGUAGCGCGGCUCUCCCUCGCAGCCCACCACCUCGCCAACAGCCUCAACUACCCCAUCACACAGCUGAUCAACGAGGGGCUGGACGCUGACCAGCUCAACUCGGCCGCCCACCUCAUCACGCGGCCGUUGCCCUGCCCCCUGCACCUCAUGACCCUUCGCACGCUGGCCGAGCCACAGUACCCGAGCCUUCUGCCUUCUCGCACGGCCCUCAUGGUGCUGCAGAACCAGGCGCCUUCCUGCUCCACCUCGGCUUCUGUGGCCACCUGCACCGGCUUGGGCGACUCUCCCUUCCCAGGCACGGAGCUCACAAUCCAGGUGUCGAGUCUUCAGCGUGUCUCCCUCACCGCCACCACCAGUCGGGGAUCGCUGGAGUCGCUGCCGGAGUUGUCGGUCCCCCACCACACGCUGCGGGCCGCCACCCUCACCUUCCCCAAGCCCCCGCCGCCGCCUCCCCCGCCCGCUUAAUAAAACUGUCCUCCGCCUUUACACAGCCUCUCAUUCCUCCUCUCAUUCCUUUCUUCUCCCUCCCUACCCCCCUUCUCUCUAUCUGUCUAUCUAUAUCUGUCUCUAUCUACAUCUCUGUCUUGCUGGAGUAUCUCAGCCAGUCAGUCUAGGAAGCCAAAGGUCACCCAUAUACCUUUUAAUGAACAUAUAAACAUACGAAUAUUAAACUUGUUCUUAAACUUUUAUAUGUAAACAGUUUAUAGAAGAUGUGGAUUUUUUUGAAAAAUUAAAAAGCUAAAAAAACUAAA